This is a messenger RNA of Odobenus rosmarus divergens (Pacific walrus), 1440 nucleotides long. It is a transcript of the gene ARHGAP8, whose product is annotated as Rho GTPase activating protein 8. Gene Ontology annotation, biological process: negative regulation of endocytic recycling; small GTPase-mediated signal transduction. NCBI's taxonomy places the organism in Eukaryota, Metazoa, Chordata, Mammalia, Carnivora, Odobenidae. The record is from RefSeq and is a predicted model, not a curated record. Gene Ontology annotation, cellular component: cytoplasm. Gene Ontology annotation, molecular function: GTPase activator activity.
ACGGUGUGCCUGGGCCACCCUGCCCAGCAGCAGAGCAUGUCCCGGCUGGAUUUGGAGAUGCUGGCCGAAAUAGAGCUGCGGAAAGAUGAGGAGCAGGCAGCUGCCCUGAGCAUAGUGAGAAGGCCGUUGGUGGUGCCCUUGGCUGGCCAGGAUCCCACGCUGAGCAUGAAUCACCCCUUCUACGACGUGGCCAGGCACGGCAUCCUGCAGGUGGCAGGGGAGGACCGCUUUGGAAGAUGAGUCAUCACCUUCAGCUGCUGCCAGAUGCCCCCCUCCCACGAGCUCAACCACAGGCGUCUGCUGGAGUAUUUGAAGCACACGCUGGACCAGUACGUGGAGAGUGAUCACACUGUUGUCUGCUUCCACUACGGGCCGAACAGCCGGAACAAGCCGUCCCUGGGCUGGCUGCAGAGCACCUACAAGGAGUUUGACAGGACGUACAAAAAGAACUUGAAGGCACUGUACACUGUGCACCCCACCAACUUCAUCAAGGUCCUGUGGACCAUCUUCAAACCCCUCAUCAGUCAUAAGUUUGGGAAAAAAGUAAUCUAUUUCAAUUACUUGAGUGAGCUCCGCGAACACCUCAAGUAUGACCAGCUGAUCGUCCCCCCGGAGGUUCUGCAGUAUGACAAGAAGCUCCAGAAGCUGCACAAGGGCAGAUCACCCCCUCCUGCCAGGACACCACCACCACGGCCCCCUCUGCCCACCCAGCAGUUUGGCGUCAGUCUGCAAUACCUCAAGGACAAAAAUCACGGUGAGCUCAUCCCGCUACUGAGGUUCACAGGGACCCACCUGAGAGAGAAAGGACUCCACACUGAGGGCCUGUUCCGGAGAUCGGCCAGUGUCCACACCAUCCGCGAGAUUCAGCGUCUGUACACUCAAGGGAAGCCCGUGAACUUUGAUGACUAUGGCGACAUCCACAUCCCUGCCGUGAUCCUGAAGACCUUCCUGCGAGAGCUGCCCCAACCACUGCUGACCUUCAGGGCCUAUGAGCAGAUUCUCGGGAUCACCAGUGUGGAGAGCAGCCUGCGGGUGACCCGCUGCCGCCAGACCCUGCAGAGCCUUCCAGAACACAACUACGCUGUCCUCAGCUACCUCAUGGGCUUCCUGCAUGAGGUGUCCCGGGAGAACAUUUUUAACAAAAUGAACAGCUCCAACCUGGCGUGCGUCUUUGGGCUGGAUUUAAUCUGGCCAUCCCAGGGGGCGUCCUCCCUGAGCGCCCUUGUGCGUCUGAACUUGUUCACCAAACUGCUGAUCGAGUACUACGAGAAGGUCUUCAGCACCCCGGAGGCCCGUGGGGAGCUCAGCACCAGCGUCCCUGAGGCAGGUGAGCGGGGCGGCCCCUUCGCUGAAGGCUGCACAGGAGACAGACCCUCCAUGGGCCCCGCCCCGCCCCCCGUGCCUCCGCGGCCCCUGCCGGCGGCUGGGACGCUCCGCUAG